AUGGGAAUUCACGGAUUGACGAAAUUGAUUUCGGAACAUGCUCCGAAUGCGAUCAAAAGUCAUGAUAUUAAGAGCUAUUUUGGACGUAAAGUGGCGAUCGAUGCUUCCAUGAGUAUCUACCAGUUUAUGAUCGCAGUUCGCCAACAGGAUGGCCAAAUGUUAACCAACGAAGCUGGUGAAACCACAAGUCAUCUUAUGGGCAUGUUUUACCGAACCGUACGAAUGGUCGACAACGGCAUCAAACCUUGCUACGUGUUCGACGGCAAACCGCCUACCUUGAAAUCGGGAGAGCUGGCCAAAAGAAAAGCGAGAAAAGAAGAAGCCAAAUCAAAAAUGGAGGAAGCCCAUGAAGUUGGCACCAACGAGGAAAUUGCACGAUUCACGAAACGUACGGUUCGAGUCACACAGCAACACAACGAUGAGUGCAAGCGUUUAUUGAAAUCCAUGGGUAUCCCCUAUGUUGAGGCACCUACCGAAGCCGAAGCGCAGUGCGCAGAAUUGGCACGUUGUGGCAAAGUGUACGCGGCCGCUUCUGAAGACAUGGAUACCCUGACUUUUGCUUCACCAACUUUAUUACGUCACUUGACGUUUUCCGAACAGCGCAAGAUGCCCAUUGAUGAAGUUCAUCUGGAUAAAGCAUUAGAAGGGUUGGGACUCAAUAUGACAGAGUUUGUCGAUCUCUGUAUUCUGUUGGGAUGUGAUUAUGUGGAAAGCAUCAAAGGCGUGGGUCCAGCGCGCGCUUAUUCAAUGAUCAAGGAACACAAGAGCAUUGAAGCGGCUUUGCCUCACCUUCCCGAAAAGUUGCGCGCAAAUAUUCCUGACGACUGGAAAUUUGACGAAGCAAGGGAACUGUUUGUUAAACCUGACGUGUUGCCGGGCGACAAUAUUGAGCUCAAAUGGGAAGCACCCGAUGUCGAAGCUGUGGUAGACUUUUUAGUCAAGGAAAAAGGAUUCAAUGAGGAGCGAAUUCGAAAGUCGUGUGAAAAACUGGCAAAGAAUGUCAAGCAAGCCACCCAAAGCCGAAUGAUGGACUUUUUCAAAUCUGUUCCAGGCUCAACCAACACAAACGACAAGAAACGAAAGCUAACCGAAACAAAAGGUACCGACAGCAAGAAAAGAAAAGCCUCUGGCAAGAAAUGA
Radiomyces spectabilis is the source of this 1140-nucleotide messenger RNA. Its product is annotated as FEN-1 nuclease. The transcript has 9 exons. Lineage: Eukaryota; Fungi; Mucoromycota; Mucoromycetes; Mucorales; Radiomycetaceae. Gene Ontology annotation, molecular function: 5'-3' exonuclease activity; DNA binding; 5'-flap endonuclease activity. The record is from RefSeq and is a predicted model, not a curated record. The coding region runs from base 1 to 1140 and encodes 379 amino acids. Gene Ontology annotation, cellular component: nucleus; cytoplasm.